AUGGCGGCUCUUUUGGAAAGUGUCCUGGCGAGGACAGUGGACAUCGAGCCGGUCACCGCCUGGCUCAGGACCCGGAAGGAGAAUGACAGGCUGUCCUUCAGUAAAUCCGGGCUGACGGUUCACAAGCAGGAGUUUGUCCCUUUCCUUUUGAACUUCCUGAGAGAGCAGAGCAGCAAAGCCCUCACCCACGGCCCCACCACGCCGGCCAAGACCCCCAGCCGCCACAGGCCUGCUGCUCACACACAGGGCGUCACCGACAGGAGGGCUUGCAGGUCUGCUGAUGACGGAGCCGGGUCGAGGAGUGCCAGCCGGGUCCAGCUGUUCUCUCAGCCCAACACGUCCGUGUCCCCGGGGACCGAGUGGGAGGCGGCUGCUCAGUCCGAGUCCCACUGUCUCAGCGGGGUCAGCGCCCUCAGCAGCCCCUCCUCCUUCACCCCGACAUGGAGCCCCGCCUCCAGGCCCUCAGGGUCCGAGCGCCGGCCCAGCCAGAGGAUCAGUCUCGGGGACUACAUGGUUUCCCCUCCGGACCAACACCACAGCCCCAACCUGCAGACGCAGAAGGGCCGCAGGAAGAGUGGGACGGGCAUGGCCGGACAAGGAAGACAGGGAGGAGGACGCGGAGGACAUCACAGCGAGGAGAGUGUACGGUGGGACAGUGGGGGGAAGCGGUCAGGUAGAGGAGGAGGAGGAGGAGGAGGAGGGUACAGUAGGUUGAAUGAACAGGUCUCACCUCCGUCUGUGGGGCAGCUCAACUUUAACAACUUGGAGGAUUUCCCUCCUGUUGGGUCGUCACCUGUUUCUCCAGCGGCGUCCAAACCAUCAAGGAGAAUAAACCCAACACCAGUCAGUGCAGAGCGGCCACACUCCAAACUAAAGACCUGUUUCACCUCCACACCAUUCACGAAGACUACUUCCCCCCCGCCGGGGAUGGAAGCUCUUCAGGGUCUGAUGACAGUGGGCAGCCCGCUGAGCCUGCAGGAAGAGAGGGAGCUUCUGAAGAAGGAGAAGUCCAAGCGAGCCCAGCAGGUCGUUUCUCCUUUGCCGCCGUCCCUGGACCCCUGCACCCCGACCAAGGCCGGGUUUAGGAUCGGGUCUAAAGUUACACCAGACCAGCAGACCUCGAGUCCUGAACCGUCCAAAGUCACCUUCUCCUCGGAGCUGGAUAUCCUGGCAGAACUGUAUUGUACCUGCAUUUCUGAAAACCUGGUGCCAAACAUCUUCCUGGAGCUUUUCUUUGUGAUGCAGUUGUUGACGUCUCGGUCGCCUCUCUCUCCCAUAAGUGAUGAACAGGAAAGCUUGUUUUCUGUAAAUGCAGAUGUUCUGGAGCGAUGUUACCUGCGACAAGUACACAACUGUGUGUAUUUUGCAGUGAAGGUUCUGGAGAAGCAGUUUCAGUUGGUGGCUCAUUUGGACAAGUGUACGCUGCGUCUGCUGGCAGAGAACGAGAGGAUGGCGUCUUUCUCUCCGGAUCUCAGGGACCUUCUCGCUCAAGCCCAGGACAGAAGCACAGCCAAGCUCUCUCCCUCAGCUUCUACUUUCAUCCACUCAGUCCCGUUCCGUCCUGCCACAGACAACAGGUCCAACUUCGGUAGUGACAAGGCCUUCCACACUUUUAAAAAACAGAGAGAUAUUUUUUAUGAAAUCCUGCGAGAAUGGGAGGAUUUUCACUCGGAACCAGGAUGGAACUUUGCUUCUUCUUUAGGAAACAGAAUACGAGGAAUGAUGAAUCAAUUGACCGCUGCUGGAAACCAUUCUCAUUUUGCGCGGCUGUUCCUGAAGCAGCUCAUUCAGAUGUGUAAAGGCCCCCGUGUGAACAGCUCCCCCGGAGAUGCCCCUGACAACGACCUGCUCGGCAUGCUGGGAGCUGACGGCUUGGGGCGUCUGAAGCGUCUCGAAGAGCGUCUCAUUCAGCCUCAAGGAGUCGUUGGUCCUUGUCCUCCUCCGUCCUUCCCCGGCCACCAGGAGUUCUUCAGUGACUUUCUCCAGGCGGCGAGCUGCUGCCAGCUGAACCAGCACCUGCAGGACAGCCUGUGUCAGCAGCUCCUCCAGCUUGACGAGGUGUCCAUCCUCAGCCCCCCCGCUCCCACUGCAGAGGGAGAGGAGGAGGGGGACGGAGACAUGGAGCAGCAGGACGAGAAGCAGCGUUUCACCUCCGUGCUCCUCCUCGCUCGACUCCUGGCUAAGUUUCUAGGAUUCAUUUCUUUCCUUCCUUACCAAACAUCUGAGAGACCGUCCAGAGAGAUUCAAGAGACUGCGUUAGCGCUGCGAAGCAAGAGUGUUCCAGUGCUGGAUGUUUGUGCUGUGCUGAGUAACAGUGUGAAAAGAGGCCGAACCAUCCUGACGGUCCCCUGGCUCGUGGAGUUCCUCUCCAUGUUGGACUCUACCGGGCCACUGCUGCUCUGCUACAGGACAGCACUAGGCACGCUGCUUCUCCUGUACAGGAGAAUGUUGCUGAGAGGAAGUGGAGACAUGUGCUACCUGAACAAACUGCUCAUGCUGUCUGUGUUAGGAUGGCUCUUCCAGAUUCCUGUGAUCCCUGAGGACAUCUUCUUCACCAGUGAGUUCACUGAGGUCGCUAAGCUGGAGGACGGCAACACAAGCAGCACAGGACUCGACUGUAUCCCCCUGGUGGAUCAGCAGCUUCUCUAUACAUGUUGUCCUUUUCUUGGUGAGUUUCGUAAGCUCCUCGCAGCCUUCGUGUCCGGGAGCACGGCCAAGAGCGGAGGAAUUAUCCGCAAGAUCACACCCACGUCAGCUGAGCUCAGGGAUACGCCCGCUGCCAACCGGUCACAUCAGAAACUACACGUGGACCUGGAACAAGCCUUCUUCCACAACCAGCCUCCGUCGCUGCGUCGCACCGUGGAGUUCGUGGCCGAGAGAAUCGGAUCCAACGGCGUCAAGCACAUGAAAGCUACGUUGGUGAAUGAGUUGGUGGAGAGAGGAGAGAAGAUGCUGAGAGACGGACUGGAGAUGCCCAACUCGCAGCCGUCCAAACUGAAUGAAUCCAUCUGCGCUCAGCUGUGUGUUGCAGGAUUGGAGGCCCUGCCGAAAGCCACCAGGUUUUGUUGUGAGAAGAGUCCUGAAGCCAUAAGAAUUCUGCUGCCGGAUGAGACCUCUCCUGCUGUCCUGACCACAUCGGAGAACAUCACCAAACGUCUUGCGACAGAAAAGGCCUGCAGCUGGCUCUCUGCUAACAUCACAGCGCUCAUAAGGCGCGAGUGGAAGAGCAGAUAUGAUCGUGUGAUGAAGGCGGUGGGCAGCCCGGCGGCUCCCGACUCGGGGGACGUGGUGGAGUUGGUCGCCCAGGAGCAGUCAACAACUCCCAAGAGAAAACCAGGAAGUGAGCGAGUAAUCUCCUGCCCCCCCCACUGCAGCCACAGUGCCUCGCUGCCUUCAGACAUCCUCAUUGAGUUGAAGGAGUUGUUGAGCAUCGCCGUCGGCCCGAGGACCGAUGGGGAGCUGCCAACAGACUCUCAGCUGAGAACACUGCUGCACAGAGUGGGGGAGGCUCUGGCCUGCAGGAAGUUUUCAACUGUGAUGUCGGAGCUGAUGCUUCUGAACACGACCGUCCUGCUGGCCUGCAAACUGGUGUCUGCAGAGCUGCCGGUGCUGCCUGUGUCUGUGUGCAGCGGAGGGGGGGAAGUGACCGCGGCCCCCGGUGCAGGUUCAGAGCCUCCUGUCAGAUCGCUACUGGAGCAACUCGCUGAGCUGUGGGAGAGAGACUGCUGCUCCUCCGCCCCGCUCCACCUGCUCUUCAGCCCACUCACCGUCUCUGCUGUCCUGAAAGCCAACGACACCGAGUGGAACAACUACCUGUUCCUGGUCAGACAGCUGGUGGACAGAGGGAUUCUGAGCGAGGAGGAGGUCAUAUCUCAUUGGAGGAAGCUAACAAACUUGGCCCUGCCGUCGGAGCUGAUAGAGAAAUUUCAGCUGCAGUCUCAGAGAAUUAAACUCUCCUCGCCUCUGGCUGAGCUCCCUAGUCACAUGGACAUGCUGCAGGUCUCGCCUCAGACUGUAGAGGGCGCUACGUGACAACGAUAACCCCGGCACAUUGUCCCCUGACAUCUCCUGUGUGAUCACCACAGUGUUUUAAGUCACAUCUGUCAGCGUGGUGUUCAAGGGGAAGAGACACUUCUGGGUGAAUUCAUGGAUGUUGACCACUUUUCCAGCUCCUGCUCAGCGAACUUCAGACUUUUGUUCCUCUCCUUCUUGUGAAGUGUCGGCAGCCUUUCAUGAAUCCCUCUGCUCUUUUGCUGAGGUGCUGGCGAGAACCAGAAAGCCCUGCCAGUCAGCUGUAGAAGCAAGGGACCUCAACAGCUCUUACCUUAGAUCUUAGAACCUUCCUGCAAGCAAACCUGUAUACCAUGUUGUGUGUCUGAGGGGAAAUACUCAGAGAUCAAGCCUUUCAAACAGUCGAGAGCGUAGCCGAGCGUUAGCGGAGACAGGAGAGGAGAGACAAACACGGGUAUUUGGGAGUUUCUUCCAGCCGAGAAUGUAAACCGAGCAACUUUGUCUCUGUGCAUUUCCUCGUGUUGACACCCAAGUUUCCAGCAAAGAUUCCAGAAACAUUUCAUUAGACAGUUUCUAAAAAUGGACUGAGGAUGAAUUUAUUCCUUAUUUUAGACCAAACAGAGAAAUGAAACGUCUUAAUUUUAGUGUAGCACUUUCACAAACUGCCUUUGACCGUCACUACUCGUGAAUUGCAUGUUUCUCUCAUGAAAGCGAGACUGCAUUUGUGAUCGUUUUUGUUCAUGUUAUAUGAGCACCAUAUUUUCUGCUGCUUUUAAAAACGAAGUAUUUUUUAUGUUGCCACAAAGUAUAACAGUGAUAAUAAAGAUGUAUUCUGGU
This is a messenger RNA of Limanda limanda (common dab), 4848 nucleotides long. RefSeq names its product codanin 1 (gene cdan1). Lineage: Eukaryota; Metazoa; Chordata; Actinopteri; Pleuronectiformes; Pleuronectidae. Gene Ontology annotation, biological process: chromatin organization. The coding region runs from base 1 to 4032 and encodes 1343 amino acids. The record is from RefSeq and is a predicted model, not a curated record. The transcript is spliced from 28 exons. Gene Ontology annotation, cellular component: nucleus.